This is a messenger RNA of Pundamilia nyererei, 2370 nucleotides long. RefSeq names its product SKI family transcriptional corepressor 1 homolog-B-like. Gene Ontology annotation, molecular function: SMAD binding; RNA polymerase II cis-regulatory region sequence-specific DNA binding; DNA-binding transcription factor activity, RNA polymerase II-specific. The transcript has 5 exons. The coding region runs from base 238 to 2265 and encodes 675 amino acids. Gene Ontology annotation, biological process: negative regulation of transcription by RNA polymerase II; negative regulation of BMP signaling pathway. The record is from RefSeq and is a predicted model, not a curated record. Lineage: Eukaryota; Metazoa; Chordata; Actinopteri; Cichliformes; Cichlidae. Gene Ontology annotation, cellular component: transcription regulator complex; nucleus; cytoplasm.
UUGCUCCGACAGGAUGGAGGUCCCGCGUGCUGCUGCCUGCCCUGAAAUGCACUGAAAUAAAGGCUCCUCCUCAGCGCUUUCACUGCCAGUGCGCCUUCUUUUCUCCAUCCUCUCUCCCUCUCUGGACUCUCUCAAUUUUUGUCUGUUUAUUUUCAUCUUAUUUAUUGUUAAUAUUGAUUUCCCAGCCUGACUUCCCCUACGGUGUGUUGCUUUUACAGGAGAGAAAGGCUUCCAGGGAUGGAGUCGAUGCCCGGACAGCUUCGAGACGCGGGACGAGACGCUAGCUCUUCCCCGAGUUUAAAGCAGGGCGCGCAGAGCUUUUCCAGCCCCGGCUCUCUCAAACCGAACCAAGUGAGUGAGACAUCCCUGUACGGGGUGCCCAUCGUGUCUCUUGUCAUAGACGGCAAGGAGAGACUGUGUCUGGCGCAGAUUUCCAACACCUUGCUGAAAAACUACAGCUACAACGAGAUACACAACCGCCGGGUGGCUCUGGGCAUCACCUGUGUGCAGUGCACGCCGGUGCAGCUGGAACUCCUGCGCCGGGCCGGGGCUAUGCCCAUUUCCUCCAGGCGCUGCGGCAUGAUCACCAAAAGGGAGGCCGAGAGGCUCUGCAAGUCCUUCCUGGGAGCGCACAGCCCGCCAAAGCUACCAGAAAAUUUUGCAUUUGACGUGUCUCACGAGUGCGCAUGGGGCUGCAGGGGCAGCUUUAUACCCGCGAGAUACAACAGCUCCAGAGCGAAAUGCAUCAAGUGCAGCUUUUGCAACAUGUAUUUCUCUCCCAAUAAAUUCAUUUUCCACUCCCACCGCACCCCAGAGUCCAAGUAUCUGCAGCCGGAUGCGGCCAACUUCAAUUCGUGGAGACGCCAUUUGAAACUGACGGAAAAAAAAUCCAAUGAUGAUAUUUGCCACGCGUGGGAGGAUGUGAAGGCCAUGUUCAACGGGGGGAGCAGAAAGAGGACUCUGCCCAUGAGCGGCUCGGGGAUGUCCUCGCCCAUGAAAUCACAGGCCUCGUCCAGCCUGGUUCAAAGCAGCUCCCCGGAGAUCCCCCACAAAACAUUGCGCUGCGACGAGGAUCAGGGGAGCAACAACCUGAGUCUGGCGAGGGGCGAACGGAGUUACCCGGUCAUCCCGGUGCCCAGCAAGAGCUUUGGCAUGCUUCAGAAAAUCCCCCCACCUCUGUUCCCUCACCACCCCUACGGCUUCCCUAGUUAUGGGCUGUGUCAGAAAAAGAGCGACGGGGUGCCUGACGUGAACAAAAACAACAUCCCCGGUGUGUUUUGGCCCGGCACAAAGGAUCCGAUCUACCCGGCCUUCCCCAUGUUUUGGCCUGCAGCUGGAGGCCUACCGAUGCCGCCCUACCCGGGCUCCCCACCCAAACCUCCCCCAGAGCUGCUAAGCGUCCGGCCGGCCGAACUCGACCUGUCGGACCAGAGCGAGAGGGGCGCAAACACACCAAAAGACACCAACCACCACCCUCACCACCAGCAGGACGGCGGAGAGCGCUGCCCCAGCUCCCAGUCCUCCUCCACCCGGAACGACGAGGACAAGUCCGGGGACGAGACCUCUCAGAGGAAAAUCAGCUAUAUCUCCGCCUUUAGACCCGUCGUCAAAGACGCAGAGACCAUUGCCAAACUGUACGGCAACCGGGACUCCUACGGGAUACGCCCCGGCUACCUGUCCCCGGAUUUUAUCAGCGAGAGCUCCAGCUACAGAUCGAUAUCACCGGACAGAGACAGCGUGGUGGACGACGACGACGACGACGACCUGGACGUGGACGUGGAGUCCAACCGGGGACAAGGCGAAGAGGAGCCGAUCCGGAUAUCACCGGGAGGAGACCCCCGCGACUCCCCUGUACCGGAGCGGGUGUGCUCGGGUGCUGAGGAGAGUCAGGAGCAGGCCGAUGCAGCCUCAAGCCCCGAGGCGGUCGCAGCAUCACCGGAGGAUUCCGCUCACACUGGGUCAUCGGAUGAGGACAGACAGAUGCGUAAUGGCUCCCCUCUUCAUGAAGUGUAUGCUCAUGAAAAGGACGGCCAUGUGCUUCUGAACGAGCCUUCCACGUUUGGGUCCAAACAAUCGAGCAGCCCCCGCAGAUCCAACGGUGUUCACCACGUGUCUGAAAUACAGACCCAGCGCACUGCAACGUCCUACCAGGAGCAGGACAGACAAGCCGAUGGAGCUUUACGCAUUGACAUCAGCGUGCACGAAAGAGACCUGCAGAACAUGGCUAAAGGUAGGAGGCCCUUUUCAAGCCCAAAUAUGGAUUAGAAUUGAGAAGGAGGUGAUAUAAAGUGCCAGUAAUUGUUAUUCCAUUUUUUUUUUUAUUUGAGUACACACAGGGUGUGUUAAAAGCUGUGCUGGUCACUGCAUCUA